UUAGUGUGCAGACUAAACAUGCGCAGAGGAAAUCACAAUCAGGUGUCGCGAAAGUAGCAUUUUUCUGUAAGAAAAAAACUUAGUGCAAGUAAGAGAGAAGAAAGCUCCAGCCUCCAAGCCUCAUCUAAGUCAUCUCUCCACCUCCUCUGUAUAAAGCCUAACCUCUUUUGCCUCUACUAUACGCAGCGAAAACCACCGCAAAAGCACCAACCAACACAGAAAAAGACAUUUAUAAACGAUUAAUCAAGAAAAAAGUGAAGCUCUGAUGAUGAAUGACCAAAAGGUGCCGCCACCGGAGGUGGCUGUCCAGCUACCGGAGUCCAAGGUGGCCGCGACGGAGAACAGUGGCACAAUGAGUGGACCGCUGAUAAGGACGCCGAGGUAUUUUGGCCGGAAAGCUGAAGUCUUGCACGCGGCACUUAGGUUGUUGUGCAUGGUGACAUCUGUGGCAGCACUGUCGUUUAUGGUCACAGCCCAUCAGUCCAGCUCUGUCUCCAUCUAUGGGUUUAUGCUUCCUGUUUACUCAAAGUGGUCAUUCUCUCACUCAUUCGAGUAUCUAGUUGGAGUCUCAGCAGCUGUAGUUGCACACUCCUUGCUGCAACUGCUAAUUAGCAUGUCAAGGCUACUUAGAAAAUCUCCAGUGGUUCCAUCAAGAAGCCAUGCUUGGCUUCUUUUUGCAGGAGAUCAGGUGUUGUCGUAUGCAAUGAUUAGUGCUGGGGCUGCUGCAUCAGGAGUCUCCAACCUGAACCGCACUGGAAUCCAACAUACGCCUUUACCAAAUUUCUGCAAGCCUCUUCACUACUUCUGUGACCACGUUGCCAUCUCUAUAGCCUUCACUUUCUUCAGCUGCUUCUUGCUGGCUGCAUUGGCCAUUCAGGAGGUUAUGUGGCUCUCCAAGUCAAAGUAUUGAAGUUCCUUUGCGUCCCAUAGUCUGCACUCCCAUAUCAGCAUGAUCUACUUGUAGCAAAUAUAUGUAUCCUCUUAUUAGUUCCACUGAUCUACUUUCUUAUGGACAAUUUUGUAAUUUAACAUGUUUAAGUUCACUUUGUAAAGAAGAGGAUGGGGCAUAUCUGAUAAUGACACCAUGCCCUAAUUCAGUGAUUAUGACCAGAUUGUUGAAAGCCUUGUCCUAAUGGCUUUGGGAUGGCCAUUGUUUCUAGCAAGGCUAUGAAUUAGGCAGUCCAUUUCAACAAGGACAGUACUCGUUCCCAGUUGAUCUCACCCAUUGUUUGAUCCUUUGGUGUGGUCUUUUGGGUUGUCAAUGGUAUCAUUGCAUGCAAGCAAAGGACUAAAGCUUUUUGUAAAGAAUAUGUUGGUUUUAUGUUUGAAAUAACAGUUAUAAAAAUCAAGAAUAAUACCUAAA
Molecule: messenger RNA, 1363 nt
Organism: Hevea brasiliensis (rubber tree)
Lineage: Eukaryota; Viridiplantae; Streptophyta; Magnoliopsida; Malpighiales; Euphorbiaceae
Product: CASP-like protein 3A1
Exons: 3
Coding region: 266-910 (214 amino acids)
Source: RefSeq, a predicted model, not a curated record